CCCAUCAAUAUUCACCAAAAUUCACAAUUCUAUAUCAAUACUCACUGUUGAUUCUCUCUCUUAGUCUCUUGUUCUUAGCUAUUCAUACUGCAACUAUAAACCCUGCACUCUCUCUCUCUCUCCCUCUCUCCCCCCGCUACGGAAUCACAAUGGCGUCUAUCGGGCCAACGGUGUUGCAGUUGAUACCAUCGGCGACAAGGGUGUCGGCCAGGGUUCAUCCACUGGUCAUAUUCAACGUCUGCGACUGCUAUGUGAGGAGACCCGACCACGCGGAGCGCGUCAUCGGCACUCUCCUCGGAUCUAUUUUGCCUGACGGCACUGUUGAUAUCCGCAAUUGUUACGCUGUUCCCCAUAAUGAAUCACUGGAUCAGGUUGCGCUGGAUAUUGAUUAUCAUCACAAUAUGUUGUCCUCCCACCAGAAGGUGAAUCCAAAGGAAGCCAUUGUUGGAUGGUUUUCAACUGGUUUUGAAGUCACUGGCAGCAGUGCUUUGAUCCAUGAGUUUUACUCUAGAGAAGCUAGCAAUCCUGUUCAUUUGACUGUGGAUACUGAGUUUAAAAAUGGGGAGACUACAAUAAAGGCUUUUGUUGCUAUUAAUUUAUCUCUCGGAGAUCAACAUCUUGCUGCACAAUUUCAAGAAGUUCCAUUGGACCUACGCAUGGUUGAGGCAGAGAAGGUUGGAUUUGACGUACUUAAGCCAACAAAUGUUGACAAGCUUCCCAAUGAUAUCGAAGGAAUGGAAGCUUUAAUGGGACGGUUGCUUGCUCUAAUAGAUGAUGUCUACAAAUAUGUAGAUGAUGUUGUGGAGGAUCGUGUUGCCCGUGAUAGUAAAAUAGGAAGAUUCAUAUCAGAUACCAUAGCAUCCCUGCCGAAGCUAUCACCGCAUGCUUUCAAUAAGCUAGUGAAUGAUAGUCUACAGUUUCUCAACUUGCAGGACCAACUGCUGUUGCUUUAUUUGUCUAGCAUUACAAGCACACAACUCAGCGUAGCAGAAAAGUUGAAUACGGCUGCUCAGAUCCUGUAACUCAUUUUGCGGUUUUGCUUUGAUGAGAUCUUGCUCCGGUAGCUCGUCUGAUGUCUUAGUUGAUGAAUGACAGUUUGAGUGGUUUCUUCCUCAUCCAAACGAGGGAAAUUUUGCCUUGCUCUGGUUAAACAGACAUUACCACACUUUCUACUUUUUUUCCUUUCCCUCUUUGCAGAGAGUAAAUGACAUUUUCCAAUGGCCUUUAGUAGUUAUUUAUGGAGGGAAUAGGAUAGGGAACCAUAAGACUUGCAUGUGUAUCAUCUCCACUAUUGCACUGCAUUGGCAACCUGUGCAUGACUUCAUAGUCCAGUAUGGGCAGUGGAAAUGUGUACACAACAUUCUUUCCAUUCGAUUAUAUAUUCUUUUUAAUUUUUUCACCAAUAAAUUGAAACCACAUGCUAACUUUUCA
Sesamum indicum (sesame) is the source of this 1431-nucleotide messenger RNA. RefSeq names its product eukaryotic translation initiation factor 3 subunit F. NCBI's taxonomy places the organism in Eukaryota, Viridiplantae, Streptophyta, Magnoliopsida, Lamiales, Pedaliaceae. Gene Ontology annotation, biological process: translational initiation. Gene Ontology annotation, cellular component: eukaryotic translation initiation factor 3 complex, eIF3m. The record is from RefSeq and is a predicted model, not a curated record. Gene Ontology annotation, molecular function: translation initiation factor activity; translation initiation factor binding; metallopeptidase activity.